Messenger RNA from Microbotryum saponariae, 339 nucleotides. Lineage: Eukaryota; Fungi; Basidiomycota; Microbotryomycetes; Microbotryales; Microbotryaceae. The record is from the annotation of a GenBank genome assembly.
AUGAAGCCUGAAGCAGCACCCAAACGAUCCCUCAGACCCCGCGAUGCCUCGAGCAAGGCGCCACCGAAUCCGAAGCUUUGCCGAUGGCUAAACAACCUGAAGGCUGUUUAUCAGGAGCACCCAACCAGGGUCUACGUCCCAGGAUUCUCGAUCAACGACGACUGUGCGUACGUCGCCCUGUUGCACCAUGAGUCGACGCACGUCGUCGAGCUAAAAGAUUGCUGGACCUCCACCAACUUUCCUGAAAUGGUUGCGCUCCUCGGUAUCGUCGUUGAUCGAGGAUCCUGGGACGUAGACCCUGGUUGGGUGCUCCUGAUAAACAGCCUUCAGGUUGUUUAG